AUGAAUAAUUUUCCUUCAACUAGUGAGAAAACUUCCAAGGUACCGUUCUUCUUACCGACUGAAAAUGUCGGUUCGAACGUACCUGCCCAUCCCGCACAACGUUACAUCUAUCCAAGUUAUCCUACUUAUAAUUAUCCUGCUCCUUAUCGACCUUUUCAACCAGCUCUUCCAUCUUAUCCAUCUCCUCAACCAUCAUCUUAUCCAUCGCCUCAAACACCACCAUCUUAUCCGUCUCCUCAGCCACUACCUUCUCAUCCAUCUCCACGGCCACCACAUCCUUCAUAUCCAUCAACACGGCCACCACCUCCUUCGUAUCCAUCCCCACGACCACCACCAGCAUCUUAUACAUCUCCACAACUACCACCUCAAACACAAGAAGUUAUAGUAAUAUCUUCAACUCCAUAUUUUGCAUUACGCCAGCCAACGCCAUCUCCUACAUCUUUUCCUCAACCAUCUUAUCCUCCAUCGCGACCUCCUCCAAGACUUCCACCUGCUCCCCUUUCACCUCCACCAUCCCAAUCUUCUUAUCCACCUAGUCCAACAACAAUCCCCUAUGCUCCUUCAAGCCCACCAUUAUUACCAUCUCCAUCUUAUUCACCUUCGCCCACAAUACCUACCCCUUAUCCACCAUCAGGCCCUAUUUCGAGACCAUCAUCGCCUUCAUUUUCUUAUCCACUAUCAUAUACUCCGUCGACUCUACCACCGAUAACAACUCCUUUUUCACCAUCAUACCCUUCGUCGCGGCCUUCACUACCUCCAACUGGGUAUUCUCCAUCGAGACCACCGCCAACUCCAAUUCCUCCUACUGGACCGCCACCACCUCCUCCACCGCCUCCUCCACCGUCUUCUCCACCGACUUCUCCACCGCCACCGCCACCGUCUCCACUACCGCCGCCGCCACCACCUCCAGUAUAUUUACCAGCAGCACAGCCACCCCCUCUUCCGCCGCCGCCACCACCACCUACUAGUUAG
Messenger RNA from Vespa velutina, 972 nucleotides. RefSeq names its product vegetative cell wall protein gp1-like. The record is from RefSeq and is a predicted model, not a curated record. Lineage: Eukaryota; Metazoa; Arthropoda; Insecta; Hymenoptera; Vespidae. The transcript is spliced from 2 exons. The coding region runs from base 1 to 972 and encodes 323 amino acids.